Mollisia scopiformis is the source of this 1088-nucleotide messenger RNA. RefSeq lists its product as uncharacterized. The record is from RefSeq and is a predicted model, not a curated record. NCBI's taxonomy places the organism in Eukaryota, Fungi, Ascomycota, Leotiomycetes, Helotiales, Mollisiaceae. Bases 211 to 957 code for a protein of 248 amino acids. The transcript has a single exon.
CACGAGAUGAAAGACCUCACAACUGUCGAACAUUGACCUCGAACACAGAAUGCUUUCUAUUACGAUGCUACGAUACAUCAGUUUGAUAUCAAUUAAUAUACAGCACUAAUUCUAGACGCGCAAACCACUACUCCAGCAUCAGCGAUUUCGAAAUCUACCCCUCCAAAUCAUCAUCAAUGUCCGAAUGCUUCUCGACAAUCAACCACAAACAUGCCUCCACCACCUCUAGCUCUAUCGCCGGCGCUCCCAUCCGAACUCCUUACCUAUGUCCUCACUCACCAGAUCUACCCAACGACCCUCCUAAUCUGCCAACCACGCAACGUCUUCCUAACAUCUCUCCUCUCUUCGAUCCCACAACCUAUUCAACGCCAACCACCACCUCCAGAGACUCAUCUUCCUGAUCCCGAAGAUGAAGACCCACCCCCUCGACAUCCACUCCUCAUCCCUACACUCCAUCAAAUCGCCACUUCUCGAAGCGUCAAUGUAGUCUUCAUACCCACUGUCUCCCAUCUGCGAGCUUACCUAUCCGUGUUUCCUCCGCCGACAGAGAAUGCCAGCCCACCAGAACCGAAGCUCGACAAGCCGGGUAAGGAAGUGCCGUUGUUAGUUGUGUAUGGACUUGUAGAUUUACAUCGAGAUACGAGUGAGUGGAGCGCGCAGGGGUUUGGGAAUAGUGUUGCGAGUUUAGUGGAAGCUGGGAGGAGGGGCGACAGAAAAAUUGUUGUCAUCGAGGAGAAGAAAGAGGAAGACAGCAGUUAUGUUGUAGAAGGAGAAGAGGUUGAGCGGAAACCUGGAUGGAAGGUAUGGGAUGAAAGAGUGCCGAUGUUAAAUGGGAAUAUAAGACGAGCUGGGUUCGAGAGCGAGGAGUCGGCGUGGAGUGGAAGGACGAUUGAGAUUGGGAGGAUAUAUGCUAGGUGGUUCAGGUUUGGUAGAGGAGAUUGGGACCUUGAGGAGUGAUUGAUGUUGCUCGAAUCAUGUCUGGCAUUGUGAAGGUCAUUAUCAUUGCUAUCUCAACAGGUAUACCCAACGCCAUUUCCUCCCUCCACGAUAGUUUCCCAGAGCUCGGACACAGCAACAAUUAUAAACAU